This is a messenger RNA of Trypanosoma cruzi, 1122 nucleotides long. RefSeq lists its product as uncharacterized. Gene Ontology annotation, biological process: intracellular transport; cilium assembly. The transcript has a single exon. The record is from RefSeq and is a predicted model, not a curated record. Lineage: Eukaryota; Euglenozoa; Kinetoplastea; Trypanosomatida; Trypanosomatidae. Gene Ontology annotation, cellular component: ciliary basal body; BBSome. Bases 1 to 1122 code for a protein of 373 amino acids. Gene Ontology annotation, molecular function: phosphatidylinositol-3-phosphate binding.
AUGUCUUCUUCCAAUGCGGAUCUGCACGCGACCGUCACGAAGCGGUUUACUUUUUGGUUUGACCGCGAGUUUCGUUAUAAUCUCCCGGAUGAGGGGCUUGUGGUGCAGACGGCGCGCGGCGAGAUCCUCCUGUCCAAAUUGAGCCCAGUGGAGGACACGAAGGGCAACAACGGUGAGGAGGGAGUGCUUUACGUGACAAAUCUGCGAUGCAUGUGGCAAAGCAAAGCGAAUCCGCACAAGAAUCUCAGCGUCGGCUACUAUGGCAUCCAGGGCAUCGAGGUGAGGGAGGCAAAUUCGCGGCUACGUGGCACCACGGAGGUACUUUACAUCACCUCGAGAUUUGGUUCGAGUCGUUAUGAGUUUGUCUUCACGCAGUUGAUGCGGACGAAUUGCCAACUUUUUAUUGUCCCAACCGUCUGGCGGGCAUACGAGUCGAGCCGUGCGUACCGUGAGUUGCGUAUGCGCAGUUCGUUGGUGCGCGAUGGGGACGUCAUUCUUCUUCCUGGCGAGCAACUCUUCACGCGAUUGGAGGGCGUGACGAAUGUGAGUGAAGAUAAGGGAAUCAUCGGGGUUUUCUUCACGACGAAUGUGCGCAUUGUCUGGUUUGCCCAACACGCACCUCAUAUUAAUAUUUCGGUUCCGAUAUUGCAGCUGACGGCGCUUCGUAUGCGGCCGACCAAAUAUGGCGCGGCGAUUUUGUUAGAGACAUCGUCGUACGCUGGGAGCUGUCUGAUUGGCUUUCGUGUGGAUCCUUUGGACCGACUGCGGGGGUUGUUUCGUGAAUGCGUGUCACUGUGGAAGGCAUGGUCCGCGCGCCCCGUUCUUGGCAUUGCCGUCACGCUGGAGGAUGCCCCGCCUAGAGAGGAGGGGGACGCCAACAUGAAACAUAUCAGCGAUGAUGGGGGUGAUGGGCCAUUCUCGCUGCUUUCGCCACAGCAUCGCAAACUGGACGGUGAGAAUGUCGUGACGCAGGUGGAAACGGAUGCCUUCGCCGCUUAUUACGCGGAUGUGGGACAAAAGGGGACGGAUCGCCGUCCCGAGUAUGAUGCCUCUAUUGGCCUUGCCGUUGAGAGGCUCCGCACGGGCGUGACACUACGGGAAUUAUGGACGGUGGUGACAUGA